AAAAUCUAUUUUCCUAUUCCCCCUAUCGAGCCGCUGGAUCGACCGAUAACGUCGACCUCUGACGGCAUAUCUCCGCCUUGCGAGGGCAAGGGGUCGACCUUGAACGCGCCGGAGGCUUGGAAGUGGUCGCAGGAUUUCCGGAUCUCAUCUCCGAUCCGUUGCAGUUAGAUCUUAUAGUUUCCUUUCUAAGAAAGAGCUAUUCUGUUGUUUCGUUAGGCUCUGGGAUGACGAUGAAUGCAGCUGCGGCCGCGCCUGUGAUUCGGUCGCCUUCAUUAACGGACAAUAAACUGUGGUCUAGAGGUAGGAGUUCCGCGGUACGUAGUUCUUCUGCUGGUUGGUGUUCAAGGGGCUCUACUCGGUUGGAUUGCUUGCGGACAAGGUGGUGGGUGCGUAGGCCGAAUGUUAGGGCAACGGAGCGAUCGUUCGGGAAGGGUUUGAGGAACAUGAGUACUAGGGCGGUUGUUGCCUCUGAUAUGGGCGCGGAGGAGGAGGUCGGAUACAGCAGGUGUUUUCUUAGGCCCCGGAGUGAAGAAGAGCUACUUCUUUGUAUAAGGAAGGAAGUCGAGGCUAGAAAGCUUUCACCAGAUAUUGCUAUUAGACUAGAAGAACUCUAUUAUAACUAUCGAAAUGGUGUUAUGCAAAGUAGAGAUCCUAGUUCAAGAGAGAUUAUUUUAUCUAAUAUGACAGUUGCGUUUGAUCGUAUUCUCUUGGAUGUAAAGGAACCUUUUAACUUUUCACCUUAUCAUAAGGCAAUACGAGAGCCUUUUGACUACUACAUGUUCGGUCAGAAUUAUUUGCGGCCAUUGGUAGAUUUCAGAUCAUCAUAUGUUGGCAACCUUUCCAUUUUCUUAGACAUGGAAGAGAAGCUUAAGCAGGGCCACAACAUUAUUUUGUUCUCCAAUCAUCAGACAGAAGCAGAUCCAGCAAUAAUUGGAUUAUUGCUUGAACAAGCAUUUGCAUAUUUCGCUGAGAAAAUUGUUUUUGUCGCAGGAGAUAGAGUAGUUACAGACCCGCUUUGCAAGCCUUUUAGCAUGGGAAGAAAUCUUCUUUGCGUAUACUCAAAGAAACACAUGCAUGAUAUUCCUGAGCUUGUUGAAAUGAAAAGAAAAGCAAAUACUAGAAGCCUCAAGGAAAUGGCUUUGCUACUGAGGGGCGGAUCACAGAUAAUAUGGAUUGCACCAAGUGGUGGUAGGGACCGCCCUAAUCCACUCACAGGAGAAUUGCAUCCUGCACCAUUUGAUCCAUCAUCAGUGGACAAUAUGAGGAGGCUUGUGGAUCAUUCUGGCGUAGUAGGGCACAUGUAUCCCCUUGCGUUACUAUGCUAUGAUAUCAUGCCUCCACCACAAGAGGUGGAAAAACAAAUUGGUGAGAGAAGGAAAAUUUCAUUUCAUGGAGUUGGUUUAUCUGCGGGUCUAGAGAUGAACUUCGAUGAAAUCAUGUCUAGUUGCGAGAACCAUGAACAGGCUAAGGAGGCUUUUUCCUUGGCAGUGUACAAAUCUGUAAUUGAACAAUACAAUGUGCUUGAAUCUGCUAUUUAUGGACAUCAAGGACUAAAUGCGUCAAAUUCUACCAUCUCACUUUCACAACCAUGGUUAUAAUCUCUUUCAGAGGGAUUUUUUGUGGCUAGAUUUUUGUUGAUUCCAUGGCACUAUCUCUGGGUAAUAACUGAUCAGAUGGCAUAGCACAAAAGCAAUAUUCUUUAGUCUUUGAAGUUUUCCCGUGGCAAUAGAUGGUAAGGAGAUCUAUAAGUUGCAUGAUACGUCAGUGGACUACAUCCAGCUGAAGCACAGCGGAUUGAGACUUAAGAAUGGAUUGGCGAUUCAUAUUUUUACAUCUGAGAAUUAGAAAUAAAAAUAUGCUGUGCCUGGUGUACAUACUCGGAUGACACAGUUCAUGGCUAACCACCUGUCUCUCAUAAAGGAGAAAAGGGUUCAUUAGAAGUAGCUCCAGCAUCACUAUUCCUUUAUUAGUCUAAAGACAGUACAUUAAAGGAUUCCCAUACGUUUACGUUGUCCUAAAGCGUACGCCGCCAUUCUUCUUUAUACAGAUAUUUUGCAUUUACCCUCGUCUUGGACUAUAAUUCCAGUUGCUUGUAGGUGGAUAAUAAUAGUAUGCAUUUUUAGUCUCCUGA
Messenger RNA from Zingiber officinale, 2131 nucleotides. RefSeq names its product glycerol-3-phosphate acyltransferase ATS12, chloroplastic-like. NCBI's taxonomy places the organism in Eukaryota, Viridiplantae, Streptophyta, Magnoliopsida, Zingiberales, Zingiberaceae. Gene Ontology annotation, molecular function: glycerol-3-phosphate O-acyltransferase activity. Gene Ontology annotation, biological process: glycerophospholipid metabolic process. The record is from RefSeq and is a predicted model, not a curated record. The coding region runs from base 225 to 1598 and encodes 457 amino acids. The transcript is spliced from 13 exons.